Camellia sinensis is the source of this 1584-nucleotide messenger RNA. Its product is annotated as putative pectinesterase/pectinesterase inhibitor 59. Gene Ontology annotation, biological process: cell wall modification. Gene Ontology annotation, molecular function: enzyme inhibitor activity; pectinesterase activity. The record is from RefSeq and is a predicted model, not a curated record. Lineage: Eukaryota; Viridiplantae; Streptophyta; Magnoliopsida; Ericales; Theaceae.
GAAAGAAAAACACACACAUUAAUGGCGAUCAAGCUUGCAUUAAUCUUGACAUUCAUGUCCGUCUCUUCCCUCUCUCAAGCCCUAUCAAAUGAAACUGUCACCAACAUCAACUACUGGUGCAACACCACUCCUCAUCCAGAAUCUUGCAGGAUCUUCAUGGGAGGCCAGCACAGUUUUGUACCAAAAUCUAAACCAGACUUUAGAACGAUGGCAGUGGAAGCAGCCAUGGAACGAGCCCUUUACGCGCAGACUCAUGCAAAGGAACUGGGUCAACAUUGUCAUAGCAAGCAUGCCAAGGCUGCAUGGUUGGACUGCUCAAAACUCUUCGACGACACAGUUCUCCAACUCAACCGGACCUUACAAGGCCUACAAAACAAUGUCAGCGAUUUCGAUGCUCAAACAUGGCUCAGCGCUGCCCUAACAAAUCUUGAAACUUGUCGAGCAGGGUCUCUUGAGCUGAAUGUCUCGGAUUUCAUAUCUUCAAUCUUAUCGAAUAAUGUUUCUGAGCUAAUCAGCAAUAGCUUGGCGAUCAAUGGGGCUUUUCUUGCCCAACAAGAUGCCCAAAGCGGGUACCCGAGUUGGAUUUUGGAUGGUGAAAGACAGCUGUUGAAAUCUUCGUCGUUGGCUUCUCAGGCUAAUUUUAUUGUUGCUAAAGAUGGGUCAGGAAAUUUUCGAUCUAUCCAAGCUGCGAUUAACUCUGCAGUAUCGAAGAGAACUGGGAAUGGAAGGAUAAUCAUAUAUGUGAAAAAAGGUAUUUAUAGGGAGAAUAUUGAGAUAAGCAGCAACAUGAAUGAGAUCACUUUAGUUGGAGAUGGGUUGAGAUAUACAGUAAUCACAGGCAGCCGGAGUGCUACGACAGGGUUCACAACUUACAGCUCUGCUACUGUUGGCAUUGAUGGUGUUGGAUUCAUUGCUCGGGGAAUUACAUUUCGUAACACAGCAGGGCCACAAAAUGGUCAAGCAGUCGCUCUUCGAUCAGCAUCAGAUCUCUCAGUUUUCUAUGCUUGUGGAUUUGAAGGGUACCAAGACACUCUCUUUGUCCUUGCUCAGCGACAAUUCUUUAAAUCAUGCUAUAUAUAUGGCACGAUUGAUUUUAUCUUUGGGAAUGCAGCAGUAGUUUUCCAAAAUUGCAUCAUCUACGUAAGAAAGCCCUUAGUAGGUCAAGACAACGUGAUAACAGCUCAGGGUAGGGGUGAUCCAUUCCAAAACACCGGCAUUUCAAUUCAAGACUCACGAGUCAUGGCUGCACCUGACCUUAGACCGGUGGUUAGCUCAUUCAACACAUACUUGGGACGACCAUGGCAACAAUACUCUCGGACAGUUUUCCUCAAAACCUACCUUGGAAGUUUGGUGAAUACAACAGGUUGGUUGGCAUGGGAUAAUUCUAACUUCGCGCAGAAUACUGUGUACUAUGGAGAGUACAUGAAUUUUGGGCCAGCUUCUUCCACCAGAAAUAGAGUAAAUUGGCCGGGUUAUCAUGUCAUAACAAGUACAAAUAUUGCAUCGCAAUUCACUGUUACAAACUUAAUUGAUGGUAGGGGAUGGUUGCCAGCCACUGGGGUGCCAUUUAUUGCUGGUCUAUGA